CAUUUUAUUGCAUCAGGAAUGAACUUAUAUAGGUUGAAGUGAUGAGGGAUGGAGUGAGGGUAGCAGGCCAAUGAGAUGAUGCCAUCUCAGCAGUUAUUAGGCAGAGGCAAUUCUAGAUUGGGUUCAGCUGAGUCACUCAUAUGUGGAAGUAAUGUCCAAAGACAGGUUGCCAAACUCAAGCUAGGCUCAGGAAGUUACACUGGGCCUCACACCUGGGCCUUAUGAGGCCCAACAUGCCUGGCCAAGAUGGAGGAGAGGGUGUUGAUGCUGGCCUCCUUUGAAACGACAGCUGACCAUCUCUUUGAUGCUGCUUACUUGGCAGAAAGACUCUGGGCCUAUUGUUUACAGAAACAGAUCAAUUGUCUCCAGAGCCCAACUAAGGCACCCUACCUUCCCUCUCCCCUUUAUGAGAGCUACUUUCAGUGCAGACAGUUUUUGAGUUGCAAUAAAGGAAAUAUGGACCCUGAGCCAGUGUAGACCUUUCAGUCCUUGAAGCUGUACUUGGCCACAUUGACUAACAGCCUACAUGUUGUCCAGGAUUGACAGAAGGUAGACAGUGGAAGAGCCUCGAGGUGUAGCAAUAGGGCAUUCUGUGGUCCUGCCUCCUAGUGAGACACUGAACAACAUUUUAAGAGCCAAGAAGCACAGAAAAUGGAGAGACAGAGGUUAAUGAAGAGACAGAAGGUAAUGAGAAAUCCAGGCCUGAUGGUUGAUGCCUUUCAUCCCAGCACUCAAGAGUCUGAAGCAAGCAGUUCUCUGUUGAGUUGAAGGCCAGCUUGUUCUACAUAGCAAGUUCCAGGCCAAUUAAGGCUACACCAUGAGACCCUGUCUUCAAAACAUCAAGAUGAAGUGAAAGAAAAGUGAGGAGGGUUAGAAUGGGAGAAGCCCAUGCACAAGCCAGAGUGCAACUGUCAGACACCAGGACUGAAACCUAGCACCCAUCACUGACACCUUUGCAGCCUGAGUACAGCCUCUGUCCACCACCCUAUCUGGAAAUGUCUCCUGUCUCUAUGUGGGGAGCACUCUAGCCCAGUGUUAGAUCUCACUGUGUUGGGGUUAGUUUGGCACUUUGCCUCUCUGUUCUGGAGUUGUCUUUGACAUCAACAUAGAAUGCAUCUACCUUCAACUUCCUUCCUAUAAAAUCAGAAUCCUAGCAAAGACUCUUGGAGCUUUUAAAAUUUGAACUGAAUCAGGUGGUGUAUAUCCAUGCAUUUAAUCCCCACACAUUGGAGUCAGGUGGACAGAUUUCUGAGUUUCAGGGGAGCCUAGCCUGGUCUACAGGAGUUGUUCCAGGGCAGCCAGUACUGCAUAGAGAAACCCUGUCUCCAAAAAUCAAGAGAGAGGUGAAGUGAAGCCAGGAGCAGAGGAAAUGGCUAUUCUUCUGGAAGUCGGUGGCAGCCUGCCUUCCAGUGUCUGAUAAGGACACUGCUGCCCCUGGCCCUGCACUUCCAGCCCCAUUGGCAUCUUUUCUUCUGGGCACUAAGCUAAAGAAGUUAGGUGGCAAAGUCACCAUCUCCUGAUCAUGUGCAGGGAUCCUGCUGCCUAAGCAGCCUCUCAAAGGCUGUCUAUCUUCUGAUCUUUACUCCUGUUGCAGAGAACUGGCUGAGCUGAAUUGGCUUCUGGUGAUCUGUUGGCCUGAGGCAGGCACUGUCAUUCCAGAGACAGUUGCUCCUUGGCCAUCCCCCUAGGGUAUAUACAUGGGAAGGAAAAUGAUGAGCCAAGUUCAGCCAGGUGGUAUGUGGUAGAGCUGGACCUCGGAUCCCAAGUCUGCAAUCCUGAUUCAGUCAUGUUUUCUCUACUCUGUGAGUCCAGCUCUCUGACCUUGGUUCUGGUUGGUUCCAGGUAUGUUCGAAUGCAUCAUCAUGGGAAUCCCAAUGAACAUUGGAACUGGGCUCUUCAAGCUGUUACACAAGGCCAACAGGGACCCAAAACCACCCAGGAGGCCCCUGAUCUUCAACACAAAUGAAUUCCACAUCCCUCUAGUUGAUGACAGGUCACCAUUCCUGACAUUGGCUCCUUGUCCUGUAGGGUGCUGAAUGGAAGGAUUUUGGAUCCUUUCGACAGACACCUUCAUGACCUUUUAUGGUGCACACAAUCAGAGACCAUGGCCUCAGCAGGAACUCCUUGGAAGGUUAACUGGGAGUCUGCUUGUAACCUAACUUGUGGGGGGUUUGAGACGGCUGUUCAGCCUAAUCAGUGCCCAUUCUACCUCACUUUGUCCUUGCAGAGGACCUGAGGUGUGCACACUCCUGCCUGUGAGCCAGGUCUAGACACACAGGGGCCAGGACACAGUCCUGCUUCCCAUUCAGUUAGGCUGGAUUUGCCACUAAUGUACUCAUUGUAAAUACUUCACUUAUUUGUUCUGUAUGAAAGAUAUACCAUGUCUAUUUUACAUUGAAGUUGGAAGGUGUAAACCAAGAAAACUACCUUCAAAGCAUUCCUGGAAAAGUACUUAGGAUGUGAGGUUCAGUGUGGGAUGGCUAGUCCCUGACUAGGAACUGUCUCUUUGAAUUUAACUACCUUAAAAGCAAAGGCAAUAGAAAUUUUGAAUUUCCUCAUAAUGUGAGUCACUUUUGAAGGGCUCUGUAGCCUGUGGCUCCCAAGUGAAGACUGUACAUUAUUAGCAGUCCUAAGGAAGAAGAGGGGUGAUUCCUCUAAAGUCUCUUAUGGACAGAGGUCCUGGGCAGGACCUCUUACUGACAGCAACACAUUGCUCUACACCCAGUCCUAUAACAAAUCUGGCCAUUGGGCAGUAUACAAAGGUACUGGUCAGGAAUGUGUCUGAACUCUACCCUGAACUGAACUCUGAAGAGAGUGGGGGUAUCAUCUGCAGUUCAAUAGACAACCAGGUUUGGAAUGAAUCAGCUUAAUUUAAUUUCUGGUGAAGGAAGUGGGGUGUCUCUGAUGGCUUCUGUCUAGUCCCUUGAAGGAUCAGUGCAGUCUGGUCUCAGACCCUGAUACUUACCUGCUGGGGCAGUAUCCUUCAGGGAAAGACAGAGAUUGUCAUAGGCACAGUUCUAUGCUGGCAGCAGUGGAUAUUACUCAGUAGUUCACAUGGUCAUACACAAUUUCAUCUAUUCUGUAUGUGGUCCUAAGGAAAGGCAUGAAUAGGGUCCUCAGAUAUAAAACAUCACGUCACCUUCCCCUCCACCUCCCUAAGAGGAAAGACAGGUAGGGAGAAUGGUAAGUUCUUUUCAAUACAAAGGAUUGGCAGGUGAGACCUUGGAGGUAGGGUAUGUUUCUGUUUUGUGUGUUAGGACAGGGUCUCAUGGCUCCCAAGCUGUCUUCACACUGGCUUUUCAGGUUCACCUUUAGCUUAGAUCAUCCAAAUUCCACUUCACAAGUGCUAAGAUUACAGGUGGGGCCAACUAGGCCGGUGGGAAAAGCAUUAGGCAUCGACCCAGGACUUGCUACAUGCUAGGCAGUCACUCUCCCAACCGAGGUGAGUCUCAGGUGUUCUCCUUAUUUUCCACUAUCCUUUCUGUUCCCCCAAGAGGCAGAAUCUCACUGUAACUCAGAGGCCUGUAACUAAUCCUGCUUUGGUGUCUUUGGUGCAGAGUGGAGAGCACCACACUCAUCCUGAGACCUUUUGUCUUGAUCCACUACUUCUGUUUCCUCUGCCAAUGGAUCAUCACACUUUUAUCAACUCCCUGAUGGCUGCAUUCUCUGUUAAGGACUCCUGGGGCAAUUCCCUAAAGCUAAGCACGUGGCUUCCAUGACUGUACCCUUAACCCAAACCCCACACUGUAACCAGCCCAACAAGUUCUUCCUGAAUGUUUUCAAUCACUUGUACUUGAGGAAGGUGAUCUUUCCUUGUCUACAUUCAUCCUAACGUGGCUUCUCACUAAUAUAUAAUUGCUCAUAUUGAUAGAGGGAUUUUGAGGAAGGAACGACACAUUCCUGGACAGUGUUUGGAAAUUAUAGCUCAGUUCUCAGCACGGAAAGUAAUAUGGGCCUUCCAACUCAUGCUUUGGAAGGAAGAGGUGCUGAAUGGCUUCCCCUAUGUCCCAAUGGAGGAUCCUGGAAAGGGAAUCUGGCCUUCUGGUCAGUUCAGGGAGAACCAAUUAGCAGGGUGGCAAAGGCUGUUCCCCAUGACAUCAGCAGUCCCUUCUCUGGACAUUCUAUUGUAUCCUGGAGAGCUCUUGGCAUCCCCUGUGAUGUCACCAGUGUUGUAGAGACACCAACAUCACUUAGGGCAUUCCUUCAGUGUCUGUAGGGUACACCAUAGACAUGUUGUCAAGACUGAGGAGUCUACUUGGGAGAGAGAAUGGAGAACAUCCAGAGACCAGAGAGAGGCAGAAGGAAGCUGCUGUCCAGGCUCAGAGGAAAACAAGAACAAAUAAGUGGUUCUGGCAAAGGCACAGUGAGUGCUGGGCAGGAGAUGGGGGGCUUCCUGGAGGAGGUGGGCUUGAGCUGGGCCUUCCAGUAAUGGGGCAGAAGAGCUGGAGCCUCUGAGAAGCAAAUGGGCAUCCCUGCUUAUCAUAAUUCCUUAAAAUCAAGGAUUCCAGAACAUUAGUUUGUUCAUCUCCUAAGCCAGGAGCUGGCAAGGCCAAGGCUGUCGUUCUAGGAGCACCUAGCUUUUACCUUUCCUGGGUCUUGGGGGUGUAAUGAGGGGACAGAAGGAGACAAGCAGGAGGCAGAGAGGGACUAAUGUGUCCCCAGCUGAGGCCAGGCAUCAGUGUAUUUCACGCCCAGUAGUUUCCUUUAGGUGCAGUGGCUGUCGACACUAGUCACAUGGAGAGACAAGUGCUUCUGGCCAAGACAUCAUGUCGUCAGGCUGUCCAGCAGACUCCUCUGACCACUUCUCCCUAACAGCGGCCCCUUUAGGGUUCUGAUCAGCAGUUAAGGGUGGCAGGCAGUUCUCUAGAGUAGUCAAACAACUGUAGAGGUGUGGGAUGAGGGCAGAGAUUGGCUCCUUCAUGCCAGUCCAUGUUCUGGGCUGUCAAUGGAGUAACUUGUUGAGUCUUUAGAGCAUGUUGUGUGCCUGCAUGACUUCAAUCCAUAGCUGUGGUCCUGGAGUGAUCAGGCAGGAGAUCUGGGCUCUUCACAACAUCUGAGUGCUUGUGCACUGUGCCAUUUUUCUACUGGCUUCUGAAACCACAGGCCUACUUUAGAGCUCUGGACUAUGUUACAUCCUGUGCUGCUCUGAAUAUGCCUGAGGAGGUGGUCUUUGUUCCCCUGAAGUAUGUGUAGGGAGGCAGAGGAAACCCCUAACUCCUUACACAGCCACAUCUCUACAGAAUGAUGAGAGACCUGAGAUCCACAGUGUGGGCAUCUCAGUCUGCCCCAAAAUGUUUGUGGUGUCACUGAGUUCCAGACAUGAUCUGUCUGUUUGGGCCUCAGGGUGGUCUGUCCAUUCUCUAUGCCUUGUCACUAUGCAAGUUCACUUGUGUUCAUCUUCCCACAGAGGCUGCUAUGGAGCCCUCAUCCCACCCAACCCUCCUCACCAAGAAAGAGGUGAGGACGAAAUUGGAGAGGCUGACCAUGGAGCUGAAGCUAAUGACCAGCCAAAGAAAUGAGCUACGGGAUCGCCUGAUCUUUGUCACUGAAGGAACCAUGGACAAUAGGUAUCCAUUGUUUCAGACUCCAGGGCAUGUCCUCAAUGUCCCCCUCACCUUCUUCCUUUCAAGCUGCUGUGAGUCUGUGUCUCUACCACAAGCCAAAUUCUGUAAGAAACUGAAGUUGGAGCAUAAAGAGAUCAUGUCAGAAUUAAAGAGCUUACAGAAUGAGAACCUUGAGUCCUCAGAGAAGUUCAGUGAUCUGACCAAGGAGAGUCUUCUGUCGGCUUUGUCUUCCUGGAAACCUGUGGUUUUGGGAGUGCUGGUUCCUGGAGGCUGGGGUGGCAGGAGAAGGCUGGCAGGGCCUUAUUAUGCAGCGUGUGUCUCUAGUGGUCUGCACAGCCAGCUCCUGAUGGAACAGACUCAGCUGAAGAAGAAAGUAGACAUGCUGAGGCAGGAGAACAAGAAACUAAUGGAGGAUUGGGUCCUGUUGAAGCACCAUUUGAAGGACUUGAAAGUGAUCUGUAAGGACCAAGAGAAAGAGACCAGUGACCUCCAAACCCAGCAACAACAGGUAGGGGCAGGUCCAGAAAACUCCAGCUGGAACAGGCCACAGCCCAGGGUGAGAGCCCCUUGCAGAGGGGGGCUCUACAGCAAGAGCCACCUGCUGAGCCCCAUUCCCAGCAACCGCUGA
Messenger RNA from Peromyscus leucopus (white-footed mouse), 6192 nucleotides. RefSeq names its product disks large homolog 5-like. Lineage: Eukaryota; Metazoa; Chordata; Mammalia; Rodentia; Cricetidae. The record is from RefSeq and is a predicted model, not a curated record.